ACGGAAUUCCCAACUCUGCUCCAGAAGCGAAGGGGAAGGCGAAGAAAUAAAACUCCUUAAUAAUUCUGCGGAUACCAUAAUAUUACCUAUAACUACUAUACACCAUGCCUGUCGUAUCAGCAGCUCGCUACGGAAAGGACAAUGUCCGCGUGUACAAGGUCCACAAAGACGAGGCGUCGGGCACGCACACGGUGACGGAAAUGACCGUAUGCUGUCUCCUCGAGGGAGCGAUUGAGACGUCGUACACGGUGGCGGACAACAGCGUCGUCGUGGCCACGGACUCCAUCAAAAACACUAUAUACAUCAAAGCCAAGGAACACCCGGUAAACCCUCCGGAGCUGUAUGCUAGUAUUCUAGGCCAGCAUUUCCUAGACACAUAUGCCCACAUCAGCGCCGCCAACGUCAACAUCGUCGUCAAACGAUGGACUCGCAUGGUCAUCGACGGAAAGGAGCACCCCCACAGCUUUUACCGCGACGGCGAGGAGACUCGCAACGUGGAAGCCCGCAUUACCUGCCAGGGAAUUGAAAUCACAAGCGGUAUUGCCGGAUUACUUGUGCUGAAAAGCACGGGAUCGGCUUUCCACGGAUUUGUCCGAGAUGAAUACACGACUCUCCAGGAAACCUGGGACCGUAUUCUGUCGACGGACGUCGACGCCAAUUGGAAGUGGAAUACCUUACCAAACGUGGCGGCGGUAGAGAAGCAGGUGGCCCAGUUCGACAAGGCCUGGGAAGACGCUCGCAAGAUUACGAUGAAGACGUUUGCGGAAGAGAGCAGUCCUUCGGUCCAGAACACGAUGUACAAGAUGUCGGAGCAGAUCCUCGAUGCUGCGCCGGAAACUCAGUCGGUCACUUACGCACUACCUAACAAGCAUUACUUUGAAGUCGAUUUAUCAUGGCACAAAGGUCUCAAAAACACUGGCAAGGAUGCCGAAGUGUAUGCUCCCCAGACCAACCCCAACGGUCUUAUCAAGGUCGAGGUCUCGCGAUCAUAGGCGUCAUUCUCAUGUAUCUUGUAUCAUGUCUCCGGCGUUCGAGUGAGCCUAUCCUUGACUUUUUGAAAUUGGAAUUUGUAGGGAAGCGGCUUUUAGUCGGGUUCCCAAUGACUGCAUUAUCAUCAUAGGACGGGCUAUUUCCCCAAUAAUAGUAGCUAUAUACCACUUAAAAAUAAGAAAAGC
Molecule: messenger RNA, 1175 nt
Organism: Annulohypoxylon truncatum
Lineage: Eukaryota; Fungi; Ascomycota; Sordariomycetes; Xylariales; Hypoxylaceae
Product: uricase
Exons: 2
Coding region: 105-992 (295 amino acids)
Biological process (GO): urate catabolic process; purine nucleobase catabolic process
Cellular component (GO): peroxisome
Molecular function (GO): urate oxidase activity
Source: RefSeq, a predicted model, not a curated record